Adineta steineri is the source of this 636-nucleotide messenger RNA. NCBI's taxonomy places the organism in Eukaryota, Metazoa, Rotifera, Eurotatoria, Adinetida, Adinetidae. The record is from the annotation of a GenBank genome assembly.
AUGGGUGAUUAUCCAAAAGCACUUUCUUAUUAUGAGAAAGCCCUUGCAAUCAAGCAACAAUCACUUCCUUUCAAUCAUCCCGAUUUGGCUAUAUCCUAUAACAACAUCGGUGAGGUGUAUUGCAACAUGAGUGAUUAUUCAAGAGCACUUUCUAAUUAUGAGAAAGCCCUUGAAAUUCGACAACAAUCACUUCCUUCCAAUCAUCCUGAGUUGGGUAGUUCCUAUAACAACAUCGGUAAUGUAUAUUACAACAUGGGUGAUUAUUCAAAAGCACUUUCAUCUCAUGAAAAAUCCCUUGAAAUCAAGCAACAAUCACUUCCUUUCAAUCAUCCUGAUUUAGCUUUUUCCUACAUAGGUAUCGGUAAUGUGUAUUACAGUAUGGGUGAUUACCCAAAAGCACUUUCAUUUAAUGAAAAAGCCCUUGAAAUUCGACAACAAUCACUUCCUUCCAAUCAUCCUGAUUUAGCUAUGUCCUAUAACAACACUGGCUUGGUGAAUGAGAACAUGAGCAACUAUGCAAAAGCGUAUUCAUUUUAUGAACGUACUAUACAAAUUGGAGAGCAAUCAUUACUAACAAAUCAUCCUAAUCUUGAACAAUGGAGAAAAAAUCUCGAAAACAUUAAAAAGAAAUUGUAA